UCCUCCUCGUCCUCCCCCCCCCUGCUGCGCUUGGUGGAGAGGAGUGUUCAUGUUCGGUGGUGGAGAGAUUUGAGGUGAUCUGACACACCGAGGGGGUGCAGUCAAUGACGGGGCAAACCGAAAAGUGAAUCGGUGUGGCGUAAUCCAAAACCGCCCUCUAAACGCGAGGCUGGCGAGGAGGGACGAAGAAAAAAAUAAGAAAUAAAUCCCUCCCUGCUCUGAAAAAAGGAGGAUAGAUUGCCCAUUACAUCGCAAAGAUGGGGAACAGGGGAAUGGAGGAUUUGAUUCCUCUGGUGAACCGCAUGCAGGAUGCCUUCUCUGCCAUCGGUCAGAACGCGAACCUGGACCUGCCCCAGAUCGCCGUGGUGGGCGGCCAGAGUGCGGGGAAAAGCUCGGUGCUGGAGAACUUCGUCGGGAGGGAUUUCCUUCCCCGUGGCUCUGGCAUUGUGACUCGCCGUCCUUUGGUUCUGCAGCUGAUAAACAGCCCCACAGAACAUGCCGAGUUCCUCCACUGUAAGGGCAAAAAGUUCACAGAUUUUGAUGAGGUCCGGCAGGAGAUCGAGGCAGAGACUGACCGCAUCACUGGGGCCAACAAGGGCAUCUCCCCUGUGCCCAUCAACCUGCGUGUCUACUCCCCUAAUGUGCUGAACCUGACCCUGGUGGACCUGCCGGGUAUGACCAAAGUGCCGGUGGGCGACCAACCUGCAGACAUCGAGUCCCAGAUUAGAGAAAUGCUGAUGCAGUUUGUCACCAAGGAUAACUGCCUGAUGCUGGCUGUGUCCCCGGCCAACUCUGAUCUGGCCAACUCGGAUGCUUUAAAGAUUGCCAAAGAGGUCGACCCUCAGGGUAUGAGGACCAUUGGUGUGAUCACAAAGCUGGACCUGAUGGACGAGGGGACAGAUGCUAAGGACAUCCUGGAGAAUAAGCUGCUUCCACUCAGGAGGGGUUACAUCGGUGUGGUGAACAGAAGCCAAAAAGACAUAGAUGGCAGGAAGGACAUCAAUGCUGCUAUGGCUGCUGAGAGGAAGUUUUUUCUCUCCCACCCUGCAUAUAGACACCUGGCCGACCGUAUGGGAACUCCCUACCUCCAGAAAAUCCUCAAUCAGCAACUGACCAACCACAUCCGGGACACCCUGCCGGGUCUGCGGGCCAAGCUGCAGAGUCAGCUUCUCUCCAUAGAGAAGGAGGUGGAGGAGUACAAGAACUUCAGACCUGACGAUCCGUCUCGCAAGACCAAGGCUCUGCUCCAGAUGGUGCAGCAGUUCUCUGUGGACUUUGAGAAGUGUAUAGAGGGCUCCGGGGACCAGAUUGACACAGCUGAGCUGUCAGGUGGUGCCAGAAUCAAUCGCAUCUUCCAUGAACGCUUUCCCUUCGAACUGGUCAAGAUGGAGUUUAAUGAGAAAGAGCUCCGCAAGGAGAUCAGCUACGCCAUCAAGAACAUUCACGGAAUCAGAACUGGCCUCUUCACCCCGGACAUGGCCUUUGAGACCAUUGUGAAAAGGCAGAUUGGGAAGAUUAAAGAGCCAUGCACCAAAUGUGUGGACAUGGUCAUUUCUGAGCUAGUCAAUACGGUUAGGCAGUGUACCAAGAAGCUGGCUCAGUAUCCCUUGUUGAGAGAGGAGAUGGAGAGAAUCGUCACCCAGCACAUCAGGGACAGAGAAAGCCGUGCUAAGAACCAGGUGUUGCUGUUGAUAGACAUUGAGUUAUCCUAUAUGAACACCAACCAUGAGGACUUCAUUGGAUUUGCCAACGCUCAGCAGAGGCUCAACCAAAUGAACAAGAAGAAAGCAGCUGGCAACCAGGAUGAGAUCAUGCCGGAAAGAGGAGUUAGCGAUCGGUUUAAGGUGAUAAGGAAAGGUUGGCUGACCAUCAACAACAUCAGCAUCAUGAAGGGAGGAGCCAAGGAGUACUGGUUUGUCCUCACCGCAGAAUCUCUGUCCUGGUAUAAAGACGAUGAGGAGAAGGAGAAGAAGUACAUGCUGCCAGUGGACAACCUGAAGCUGCGUGAUGUGGAGAAAGGCUUCAUGUCCAGCAAGCACAUCUUUGCCCUCUUCAACACCGAACAGAGGAAUGUGUAUAAAGACUACCGUCAGCUGGAGCUGGCCUGUGAGACUCAGGAAGACAUUGAUGCUUGGAAGGCCUCCUUCCUCAGAGCUGGAGUUUAUCCUGAACGGGUCACGGAGAAAGAAGGAAAGAGUGAAGGCAGUGAUGAAAAUGGCUCUGACAACAUAAUGCACAGCAUGGACCCUCAGCUGGAGCGGCAGGUGGAGACCAUUCGUAACCUGGUUGACUCCUACAUGGCCAUCGUCAACAAGACCGUCCGCGACUUGAUGCCGAAGACCAUCAUGCAUCUCAUGAUUAACAAUACUAAAGAGUUCAUCAACGCAGAGCUGCUGGCCCAGCUGUACUCGUGCGGCGACCAGAACUCGCUGAUGGAGGAGUCUCAGGAGCAGGCCCAGCACCGCGACGAGAUGCUGCGGAUGUACCACGCCCUGCGGGAGGCCCUCGACAUCAUCGGUGACAUCAGCACAUCCACCAUAACCACCACCAUGCCACCUCCCGUGGAUGACUCCUGGCUGCAGGUGCAGCGGAGUGGCUCCGGAGGAAGGUCUCCAGCCACCAGUCCAACUCCAAACCGCAGGGCUCCACCGGGACCUCCGGGCCGCCCGGUCUCUCGUGGGCCUCCACCUGGGCCUCCUCCCGCUGGGGGACCCCCAGUCCCGUCUCGCCCAGGGGCAUCUCCGGACCCUUACAGUGGGCCACCACCCACCGUGCCCUCCCGGCCUAACCGUGCACCCCCAAGUGUGCCCAGAAUCACUAUCACUGACCAAUGAGGACUAACGUUUCUGUCGGAGACCCCCACCUUCUCCAACCCACUAGACCUCUGAGCUCCUCCCCCUCUCCAUCUGUCCAUCCCACCUCCAGAUGAGAGGCCAUGGACAACAGUGCCACCUUCCUGUCGUUUUCUGCCAUACCCGACCUGAGCCGGCUCCCUUCUCCUGCUCCUACUUUUCCCUUACAAGUCUCACACACACAAACACACACACACACACACACACACACACACACACCUCUGUUUCACACAGAGACGCAGAAUACUUGAAACACACCUGCAUGACUGACAUACGAACAUGCUGCACCCCUCCCCUCAGAAUUUAAAUAAACUAUUUAGAGAAUAUAAAAUAAUUGAUACAUUUUUGAGUGUAUGCCCACAUGUGCAUGCACACUGCUUACAUAAAUACACACACAUAUACUGUAUAAAUACAAGCAAAGACAUACAGAAUAUGUGUUCCUGCUAUUAAACCUAAGGUGGGAGACAUUUGCAUACUGAGCAUGACACUUUGCCAUUGAGUAUUACAUUAUACUCCAGUCUUUCCAAUGGAUAUUCUGGCUGCUGACUGACUUAUUUCUUUCCUCUUUUUAACAUUUGUUUAUCAUAUGUUUCUUUUAUGUUUUUUUUUUCAUGAUUUCUUUAAAAGAAAAUUCGGUCACUUGUGUGUUUAACGAAAUAAGGGGUAAAAGGAUCACAGACUCCUCGCUCCCAGAUACCUGGACAGACAGGAGCUGCUGCUCUUCCUCCUCCCCUUGCAUUAGGACUGAAUCAAUCAUCUGUUGUAGUAUCCGAAAGGCCUCACUGUCACUAAAUUCACCUGGGUCAUAACUUUCUUGUGUAGUAGAGUCAUUCUGAGUGAACAGCCAAAUAGUUCACAUAACUGUGUCACAACCACCUCUCGAAAACGCUGUUGUCUGUGCUUCCACAGAACCUAUGCAACAAUGAAAAUGGUUUCCCAAUCUUUUUCUUUCUUUUUUUUGGCUCAAAGAGGCACCUCCCAUGGCCCUUUUCCCACUUUCCUCCUCAUCACAAAAACUUUGUCAAUGCAUUAUCUUAUCGAGGCGGGAUCUAAAUAGAAAGUGCAAUAUCUGGAAUAUCCUUCUACAGACAACUGCAUGACACCAGUCACACAAGAAUCAGAGUACAUGUCAACUGAGAGGAAGGGAAUCUGUGGCCUGGGUGUCUCGCACCCAGAGACUGUUCGAUAGCUCCUCAUACAUCCUUUUUAUUCAGAGGGAAUGAGGUCCCUAAUGGGAAAGGUGUCAAAUAUUUGGAGUGUUUCUAAGUCAGUUCCAAUCACAUUAUGCAUCUAAUCCUCUGAUAUACUGACUGGGAAAACCUUUAGAAUUUUAUCCAGGUUUAUGAUCAGCAUGUAUUUACUGUUUUUUUUUUCCUCAUUUCUUUUCUUUUCUUCCUUCUCAGUGGCCACGUGGGUGAGUGAGAACAUGAAAACAGCCACAGUCUAUGCAUAAAACUAUCAAAACGCUCCUCCUGUUUCCCCCUCACAUUGCUGUCCGAGAGCCUGUGAGUUCAACCAUUCUUUUUAACUGUUCUGCAACUGAACUGUCAGUGUGAUGUGUUGUAUUUCGACCCCAAACAAAAAUAAGCAACCCACCAGCCUCUGAACCUAAACUGAUGUAACUUUAACCAUUUAAAAAAAACACUUCAGUGACCCCUUGUGCAUCUUAGUACUCCACGACUGCAACAGAAACACAACAAAGCAUAUUCUACUUAUUAUUUAACAGUAAAUAUGGACAUAUCUUAAUGUGUUAUUAUUUAUAUGUGUGGUGCAUCUUAUGAGAAUUGUACUUCCACUGUCUAGAGAAUUUAGUCUGCUGAAUAUUUAAAUUAUUAUGAAUCAAUGACUAUGUGUAUAAGGAAAUAUUUGAAAAACAUAAAAAUGUGUGAUGCAGUAUAUAUAUAUAUAUAUAUGGACAUUGCCAGGUUGUUUGAUACUCUAGCUGGUAGCAGAGAGGUUUUUGUUUUGUUUUUUCUUUUCUUGUUUCUCUCUAUGUGUAGAAGAGCAGAAAGGGACAGUGUGAAUGUGUGAAGUCCUGCAACAACCAGGUCCUGCGUCUUGUUUAAACUGCUGUGGAUGGAACAAUGAUUUUACGCCGCAGGACUACUGUGCUUUGUCAACACAUUAAAAACCUCCGUGUACUGAA
Messenger RNA from Sander lucioperca (pikeperch), 4998 nucleotides. RefSeq names its product dynamin 1a (gene dnm1a). The record is from RefSeq and is a predicted model, not a curated record. The transcript has 24 exons. NCBI's taxonomy places the organism in Eukaryota, Metazoa, Chordata, Actinopteri, Perciformes, Percidae. Gene Ontology annotation, cellular component: membrane; microtubule; cytoplasm. The coding region runs from base 258 to 2834 and encodes 858 amino acids. Gene Ontology annotation, molecular function: GTPase activity; GTP binding; microtubule binding.